Messenger RNA from Peronospora farinosa, 3432 nucleotides. The record is from the annotation of a GenBank genome assembly. Lineage: Eukaryota; Oomycota; Peronosporomycetes; Peronosporales; Peronosporaceae.
AUGUUCCUUCGUGACAAUGAAUUGACUCGUGGUAGUGAUGGAAACCGACGAAACGACCGCGUGCGUGUCCUGGAGCUAGCGAGAAAGAAGCGGGAAGCGAGAAGUCGAUUGAAGGAGCAGGAAAUGGCGAUGUGGCGUUUGCAGGCGUUUAUACGUGGACGAUUUGCUGCUCGAGACUUGCGGACUCAGACACGAGCGGAAUUUGAUCAGAAAGUGAGCGAUAUUGCCAAUUUAAAGGUCAUUGUACAACAGCCUACGUUGGCCUUGCCUUAUGACGUGCUUUUUGAGUUAUUACGUCUGGUGUUGUACUUUUAUACUGGGCGAGGUGAAGAUGCUGAAAGACUUUUGAAGUUGAGCUCGCUUUUUGUAGAUGCAUUGGCUGGUGCUUUGGAUGGAGUUAAAGAGAUAAUGGAGAAGCAGAGAGAGUGGCAAUUACGGCGACUCAUUGACUUGUGUCUACAAUGCAACACAUUGAAUUCUGCAAUAGUGGAUAUUUCGGUGGGAUUCAAGACUGUACGGGCAUUAACAGGGGCGCUGCCUGAGAUGCAGCGAUAUUUGCUGUCUGGCCAACUGCUUUUCUUUCAUCCGAUGCAACAAGCUCGAAAAAUGCUGUACAGUGAAUUACCAUACACUACUGUGACGCUUAUUGUGCGGCAAGGAUUGAUAUCUGCACGAGGACAUCUCCCCAUUUCGUCCCGUGCAAAGACGUCGGUGUAUUGCAACGCGCUGGUGGAUUUUGUAGUGCAUCUUCUCACGGCGACUGGUGGGAUUCUUAAGGCGUUCGUAAUGGAAGUAAGUGGUCUCUUGUACUGUGUCUUUUCAGUGCCUCUUUUGAACCAAGUGGUUGCCGAAGACCGGCUGCUCCAACUUACUAAUUUGUCACUAUGGGCCAGACUGCUUAGUGCAGGACUGCACUUGUCCGUGUUUGACUUUCCUGCUUCGCCUGUAGUGGGUAUUACGUCCGAAGCCUGGUUUCUUGGCAACAUCCUUUGGAUUUCUGAACGUGUGGAGAAUAAACCCGACAGUAUCGUGCUAAGCGAAGUCCGGCUGCUCUCGAAGCUGCUUCAAUCCGUCCCUCCCGCAACUUAUUCCGCAUCAGGUGUAGCGGUCACCUGGACGAAAGUAUCCGAGUCUCAUUCCGUGCCCGUGGUCUUCCCAGAAGCUUUAAACGAGCAGCUACAAGUUUUAGUUAACGACCAUUAUCUGCGUUCGAUGUGCAACCACCUCCUUUCGUUUUCUCCGAGUGCACUUCGCCACCCGUUGGCAACUCAACGGCCAACAGCAAUGUAUCCUGAAGCGCCGACAGUUGCGGAACAAUUCGGUUUUGGUGAUAUCGCAUCGACGUCGCCAAUAUCGUUGUCGCUUUCUGUAACGUGGCAGAAGGUAAAAUCCAUUGGUAAAUCGACCUGGGCUCGAAGUUUGUUUGAAAAGACUGGGCUACGAUGUGGACGAGAGAAUGGUGAGGAUACUGGGACUGGUGGAAUUUCUCAGCUGCAAAAUACCUCCAAGGAGGCACGAAAAAUUGCCGUAAAUAAUGUUGAUGGUUUGAAAAAAUCUACACCACUUCAGCAAGCAGGUGCUUUGAAGCUAGCAUCAAGCUCUGAGCCCUUCAUUUUCGAAAAUAUCGAGGCAUUGUCGUGUUUGUGUGGCACAUUCCUUUUUCGAUGGGGACUGGGUGGUGAGAAACGGCAAUCUUACGCAAUGCGUCUAUUGAACACAUUAGCUUUCUAUCAUGUCGAGGUUGUUGAAAGUGCAGGGAACACGAUCCAGAGUGUAUCAUUUGUUCACAUGCUAUGGUGUGUUUUGCAAGACACCAAAAAUUUUGAAGACUUCACCAAGAAUGUAGAUUUAAUACAUGCGCGGAGCUCAGAUCCGUAUGUAUGCAUGCUGGUGCUGUUUUGUAUGUCAUACGAGCAUCUUCUGGUUGUAAUGGACGAUGAGGAGAUGUACGCACAAGAGUAUCCGCUUCCUCUUUGCCAGAUUGAGCGUAUUGUUUUGAGUCUGAAACAUGCGCUUCAUGAAGCAUAUUGGACAUACGCUAACCUUGCUCCGUCUUCAGAAUCGGUUUCAUUCGGUAUGUUUGUCGUUGAGAUGGGUACCCGUUUGAUGAGAGUACUGUACAAUCGAUGCUCUCGCCAACCUUUUUGCAACGUCACGAGCUGGAUUAUUGCAGAGCUUGAUAGUAAUCAGCUGAUCGAAGAAGUAUUGAUCGGCACACCUCGAGCUAACAAGCUGAUCCAAUCGAUGCCUUACCUCGUACCGUUUCCUGACAGGGUCAAGUUGUUCCAGCGCCUGAUCAAGGCAGAUAAAGAAAUUCAUCAAAAUGACCGCUGCUCGGUGUACCGCAUCCGUAUUCGUCGUGGAGCUAUCUUGGAAGACGGUUUGAGAAAACUCAACACGAUCAGGACGAGCCUAAAGAAACGAAUCAAUGUGGUCUUCGUGAACGCUGCUGGCCGCGAAGAAGUGGGUAUUGAUGCUGGAGGACUCUUUAAAGAGUUCUGGUUGGAUCUAUCGACUCUUGCAUUUGAUCUACAGUACGGACUUUUCCUAACGACACACGACCAAUUGUUGUAUCCUAACCCAAACUCGGCUUCCAGUCUUUUCACGCGCGAGAGCGAUCACCUGACGAUGUUUCAAUUUGUCGGUCGGAUCUUGGGAAAGGCUUUGUAUGAAGGCAUCUUGGUACAGCCGAAAUUUGCCCAUUUCUUCCUUUCAAAGCUUCUGCAUUCGUUUAAUCAGUUAAACGAACUGCCAUCACUAGAUCCCGAGAUUUAUAAGAAUCUAAUGUUUCUGAAGUCAUACGAUGGCGAUGUCGAGGAUCUUGGUUUGACUCACACGGUUGUUCAUGACGUAUUUGGUGAGCAGAAGGAGAUUGAGAUCAUUCCAGACGGUGGCAAUAUACCUGUCACGAGUCAAAACAAGACGCGAUACAUUCACCUGGUUGCAAACUACUACCUCAACACCCAGAUCCGUGAACAGUGCUCAGCUUUUCGCAUGGGUAUGUCUGAUCUCAUCGAUCCGCGCUGGCUUCAAAUGUUUAACGAGCCCGAGUUGCAAGUGCUAAUUUCGGGCAAGAGCGGCAAGAUCGACAUCGAUGAUCUCAAGGCCAAUUCCCGCUACGCUGGCGGCUACUAUGCUUUAGAUAAGCGUGUCGCAUGGCUAUGGCAAGCACUGGCAAGCUUUACGCCCUCUGAGCAGGCGGCGUUUUUGCGCUUCACAACGAGUUGCCAGCGAGCUCCGUCGCUGGGGUUUGCGUCGCUCACGCCCCAGUUUUGCGUGCAGAAGAUCCCAAUUCGAAGUGACGAUGAGUUGCUACCAAGCUCCUCUACCUGUUUUAACACGCUCAAACUGCCCACAUAUUCAUCCUACAAGGUGCUGCGCUCCAAGUUGCUCACGUCCAUCUCAUCCGGUGCCGGAUUUGAAAUGACAUAG